AUGGCUGUUCACGGCGUGAUAGCUUUCCAACGCCACUUCCAAGCCCGCGAAACAGACCUCUUCAUAGCCAGUUUCCCAAAAUGUGGCACCACUUGGCUCAAAGCCCUUAUGUUCACUACCCACAUGCCAUAUGCCAUAUGCUUCACUGCCCAUUUCUAUCAGAGACUCCGGUGGUUGCCGGAUUGUCUACGGAGUUCAGGGUUAUGGACCCUUUUGGGACCAUGUUUUGGGUACUGGAAAGCGAGUUUGGAGAAUCCAAACAAGGUGUUAUUCUUGAAAUACGAGGACUUGAAAGAGGAUAAGAAUUUUGAGCUUCUGAAGAAGUUGGCGGAGUUCUUGGGCUUCGCUUUUUCGGGGACGAAGAGAGAGAUGGGGAAAGCAAAGGUGGGUGAUUGGGCUAAUUAUUUGACGCCUUCCAUGGCUGAACGUUUGAAGAAGCUCAUGGAGGAGAAGUUGGAUGGCUCUGGAUUGAAUUUCAAGGCUUCUCAGAGAAACAUCCUUUGA
Messenger RNA from Cornus florida, 504 nucleotides. Its product is annotated as cytosolic sulfotransferase 6-like. The record is from RefSeq and is a predicted model, not a curated record. Gene Ontology annotation, biological process: sulfation. The transcript is spliced from 3 exons. Gene Ontology annotation, molecular function: sulfotransferase activity. Bases 1 to 504 code for a protein of 167 amino acids. Gene Ontology annotation, cellular component: cytoplasm. NCBI's taxonomy places the organism in Eukaryota, Viridiplantae, Streptophyta, Magnoliopsida, Cornales, Cornaceae.